Schizosaccharomyces cryophilus OY26 is the source of this 2154-nucleotide messenger RNA. Its product is annotated as cytoplasmic lysine-tRNA ligase Krs1. Gene Ontology annotation, biological process: lysyl-tRNA aminoacylation. Gene Ontology annotation, cellular component: cytoplasm; cytosol. Lineage: Eukaryota; Fungi; Ascomycota; Schizosaccharomycetes; Schizosaccharomycetales; Schizosaccharomycetaceae. The coding region runs from base 18 to 1877 and encodes 619 amino acids. Gene Ontology annotation, molecular function: tRNA binding; lysine-tRNA ligase activity; ATP binding. The transcript has a single exon. The record is from RefSeq and is a predicted model, not a curated record.
UCAUACUAAUUAAUACGAUGGCAGCUUUUGUCCUGGUCGCAGAGAAGAUAAAUUUACCUUCCACCAAAAUUUUCACUCAGACCCAACAACCGCAAUUGCAGGGCAAUAUGAGUGCUGAACAGGUUAACGACGUUACAGAAGGUGUCAAGGCUCUUGUCCUUGACCCUGUUACUGGGGAACAUGUUUCCAAAACUGAGAUGAAGAAGAGGGAAAAAGUUCGUGCCCGUGAAUUAGCUAAAGCCAAAAAGCACGCUGAGAAGGCUGCUACUGCUCCUCCUGAGGUUAAAAGCGCUAAAAAAAACGAAGAAGAAUUGGAUCCUUCCCAAUAUUUUGAGAACCGUUCUCGUGCUAUCAAAGAGUUGCGCAAAACUAGGGAUCCCAAUCCCUACCCUCACAAAUUCCAGGUUGGUACUAAGCUUCCCGAAUUCAUUAAGGAAUAUGAGAGUCUUCAACGCGGUGAGACCAAACCUGAUGUUGAGGUAACUGUCGCUGGUCGUGUUCACGGUCUUCGUACCGCUGGUGCCAAGUUGCGCUUCUACGAGAUUCACGCUGAUGGAUACAAGCUUCAAAUUAUGUGCCAAGCUCAAGAUGCUGAUCGUGUUGAUUAUGCUGCUCAACACGAGCACAUCCGACGUGGUGACAUUAUUGGUGUUCGUGGUUAUCCUGGCCGUUCCAAUCCCAAGGGCCGCGCUGAUGGCGAGCUCUCCGUUUUUGCUCGUGAAUGUGUUUUGCUCAGCCCUUGCUUGCGCAUGCUUCCCAAGGAGCACUAUGGUUUGAAGGAUUUGGAAACUCGUUAUCGUCAACGUUAUUUGGACUUGAUAAUGAACCGCUCCACUCGUGACCGCUUUGUCACACGUAGUCGCAUCAUCCAGUACUUGCGUUCCUUUUUGGAUAAUCGUGAAUUUAUUGAGGUUGAAACACCCAUGAUGAACAUGAUUGCUGGUGGCGCUACAGCUAAACCCUUCGUCACUCAUCACAACGAUUUGAACAUGGACUUGUUCAUGCGUAUUGCUCCUGAAUUGUACUUGAAGAUGCUUGUCGUUGGUGGAUUGGAUCGUGUCUACGAAAUUGGACGUCAAUUCCGUAACGAGGGUGCCGACUUGACUCAUAACCCCGAGUUUACUUCUUGUGAAUUUUAUCAAGCCUACGCUGAUUAUUACGAUCUUAUGGACACGACUGAAGAAUUGAUAUCUGGUAUGGUUAAAGAAGUCUGCGGUUCUUACAAGAUUCCUUAUCAUCCUGAAGGUCCUGAAGGUCCCUGCUGGGAGCUUGACUUUUCUCGUCCUUGGCGCCGUAUCAACAUGAUUGAACACUUGGAACAACGUCUUAACGUUAAGUUCCCUCCUGGUGAUCUUCUCCAUUCAGAGGAAGCUAAUGCUUUCUUGAGAGAUCUUUGCGCCAAACACAACGUUGAAUGUUCUCCUCCUCAAACCAGCUCUCGUCUUCUUGACAAGUUGGUUGGUGAAUUCAUUGAAAACGAAUGCAUCAACCCUACUUUCAUUAUUGGACAUCCUCAAAUGAUGUCUCCUUUGGCUAAGUACCAUCGCUCUGAGGCUGGUUUGUGUGAACGUUUUGAGGCUUUCGUUGCCACAAAGGAGAUUUGCAACGCCUACACUGAAUUGAAUGACAUCUUUGAUCAACGUGAACGUUUCGAAGAGCAAGCUCGUCAAAAAGACCAAGGUGAUGAUGAGGCUCAAAUUAUUGAUGAAAACUUCUGUACAGCGCUUGAGUACGGUUUGCCUCCUACUGGUGGUUGGGGUAUUGGUAUUGAUCGUUUGGUCAUGUUCUUAACUGAUAGCAACACCAUUCGUGAAGUGUUACUCUUCCCUCAUAUGAAGCCUGAAGUUAAAGCUGAAGAACCUACUAUUGCCAAGUAAAAAGCUUUCUUUUGGGUAACUUUUUUUUGGGUUAUCUGGUCGUUACUUAAAUCAUAGACAAUCAUACUCGAUUGUUAAUAUCCCUAUAGAUUACAUUCUUUCCUACCAGAGGCUUUGUUGUUUAGAAAUUACAGCCUUACUGUAUAUACAUCUGGUUUGAUUGGGUAGCAAAGCAUCCUAUAAUAAUUGAAUAUCUAUUGCUUUCUGUGUUAGAAGGAAACAGCGAAGCGCAUACAACGUUGGUCGUAAUCGUAUUACUUUUUGUGUAAGAAUGAAC